This is a messenger RNA of Dovyalis caffra, 861 nucleotides long. Lineage: Eukaryota; Viridiplantae; Streptophyta; Magnoliopsida; Malpighiales; Salicaceae. The record is from the annotation of a GenBank genome assembly.
AUGGCUGCCUGUGGAAGUCUCCAACAUAUCUUUGAAAACCCAUUAACUGAAAGCUCUACACUGCUUGAAUCCCUCUCACCAUGGAACCAAAUCAAGCCUGUAAAACCAAUGGAGCAAUCCUCCGUAACUGAAAUAUUCGGCGAGCUUCAUUUCCAAGAGAACCCGCAACCAUCUUCGUCGUCGUCUUCUUCCUCGAUAUUGGCAACUUCAUCAUCCUUCUCCUCUCCUUCAUCUUUCCUAGAUUCGAAUCUGGAAGCUGGAACAACGAGACUCAACAAGAACGAUGGCUUGGAGGUCAAGAAAAGCCAAUCGAUAUUGGACUGUGUCUCGAGCACCACGACAGAGAAUAACCAUCAGUACACAGGUUGUCACAGCAAUUGUGAUAGCUUUUCUCGAAUGAAUUAUGAGAGCUUGCAACUAUGCACCGAGGGACUUGGUUUUGAAAGUUCUGAUGAUGUUGAAGACUUGAAGAAUGAUACAAAUGAAGACUGGCGAUGCCAGGAGGAGAAUAUAAGAAUCACAAGGCAUUCGGCAACAGAGGAUCUCAGCAGGCCAAGAUCAGCUGGACGGGCAUUCCCUCCGCCAAUUUCCUGUAUCGGAAACAGUGGAAAGCCUAGGGUUAUCUUUAAAUCUUAUAGGCAGGAUGGUAGGUUCGUCCUUAAAGAAGUGAGGAUGCCCACCUUGGAGUUUUUGCGUGCAUGUAGAGAAGAUGGGAGGUUGACUCUGCAGUUUGUUCAUCCGACUGAUGAAACCAUUGAUGAAGUUGAAGACUAUGAAGACGAGGAAGAAGUUGAAGACUAUGAAGACGACCCAGAAGAAGAAUAUGACGGGGAAAAAGGCAACGAUGAUGAUGAUGGAUGA